Lindgomyces ingoldianus is the source of this 2102-nucleotide messenger RNA. Its product is annotated as cryptochrome. Gene Ontology annotation, molecular function: damaged DNA binding; FAD binding; deoxyribodipyrimidine photo-lyase activity. The record is from RefSeq and is a predicted model, not a curated record. Gene Ontology annotation, biological process: photoreactive repair. The transcript has 3 exons. Lineage: Eukaryota; Fungi; Ascomycota; Dothideomycetes; Pleosporales; Lindgomycetaceae. The coding region runs from base 12 to 2102 and encodes 696 amino acids.
AUUAUCACACUAUGUCUGGUUCGCUGCCGUCACAGCCAUCGUGCAUAUCCAGGCCGCGCAUACUUAUCUACAUCUUGAGACGCGACAUUCGACUUACCGACAAUCCAUUGUUCUACCAUGCUUCAUUGUUGGUGGCCAAAAAGUCAGGAUUUACAAAAAGACCCCACCGAGAAGACUCGAUUAUAUCAAAAAGUGAUACCCUAAGCCCUACACAUCUUCUCCCUGUAUACAUAUUCCCUGCGAAUCAAAUUGAAGUUUCUGGGUUCUUGUGCUCUUCAGAGGAUCGAUCUCCUUACCCCGAAGCACGAAGUGACGUGGCCGGUAUAUGGCGCACAGGGCCUCAUCGAGCCAAAUUUGUCGCCGAGGGAGUAUGGGAUCUAAAAGAGAGACUGGAAGGAUUGGGAUGUAGAUCUGGUCUAGAGUUAAGAGUUGGGAUGGUUGGUGAAGUCAUCCAGCAUAUGCUAGAAUGGUAUGCCGAAGAUGAGCACACUGAUGGAGGGAGAAGAGCCGAAGUUGCGGGUAUUUGGAUGACGAACGAGGAGGGUACUGAAGAAAAGAGAGAUGAGGUCGAAAUUAGGAGUCUCGCUGACCAGAGUGGAGUGGAAUUCAAGGUGUGGGAUGAUGAGAAGUGGUUUAUCGAUGAUCGCGAUAUCCCAUUCGAUGAUAUGGAUGAUCUUCCGAACGUCUACACAAACUAUCGCAAAAAGCUCGAGCCUUUGGGUUCUCGUCCACGGCGCACGAUUCCGACACCAAUUGAAUUACCUCCGCUUCCGCUAGAGAUACCUCCUCAGUUCCAGCCUUUUGAGAUACCGACAAGUCUUUUGAAGCUUAAAAGGUCGCUUCUCUCUCCCUUGGAAAAGGAUCCAGGUUUUGGCCUUCCCGACCCCCCUCAAUGGCCGCCCAACGCCAAGUCUGCCUACCCUUUCCAAGGAGGCGAAUCUGCCGCUCAGAAGAGACUUUUGCAUCUUGUCACUAGCGGUGCCAUUACCAACUAUAAACAGACAAGAAACGGCCUGCUGGGCCUAGACUUCAGCACCAAACUCUCCGCAUAUCUCGCCCAGGGCAUGUUGACUGCGCGGCAGGUACACUGGGCAAUGGUCGACUUUGAAGAGGGACGAGGCAGUGGAAAGGAUACGGAGGGCUACGGCAAGGGUGAGAACCCAGGCACCUACAAUAUGAGGUUCGAACUUCUCUGGAGGGAUUAUAUGAGGUUAUGUGUGAAGAAAUUUGGGGCAAGAAUGUUCCACAUUGACGGUAUCCGCGAUAUAUCAACUAUCAUGGCGAAAGCCCAGAGGAAACGCUGGAAAUAUCUCGACCGAAGCAGCGGUGUCGACGAUGACCCAGCAGAAACCCUUGAGAUGUUCACACGCUUCCAAUCGGGCCGAACCGGUAUGGGUCUUAUCGACGCCGCGAACCGUGAACUCUUCCUUACAGGCUACACGUCAAAUCGCGCCCGACAAAACGUUGCAUCGUUUCUGACCUCGCAUUUGGGAAUUGACUGGCGCGUUGGAGCCGAAUGGUACGAAUUUCUUCUCAUCGACUACGACAUUGGGAAUAAUUGGGGUAACUGGCAAUAUGUCGCUGGUGUCGGUAAUGAUCCUAGAGAAGGCAGGGUGUUCAAUCCAGUCAAGCAGUCUUUAGACUAUGACCCCCAAGGAGAAUAUAUUCGCGCGUGGGUACCUGAGCUCAGGGGUGUUAGAAUCACGAAGGGCCGUGGUGCUGGAGAGGGAUCGGGUGGAGGUGGAACGGAAGUGGAUCAGCAGAAGUUGUUGGGUGUGUAUCAAGCGUGGAAAUUAAGUCUAUGGGAGAAAGAGAAUUUGGGCCUGAGGGGGUUGGAAUGGGUUGAUAAGCCGCUGGUGAAGAUUGAUUUUAAAGUUGGGAGUGCGAGAGAUCAAGGGGUUCGUAGGCCGGGUAGAGGAGGGGGUCGGAAUAUGGGCCAGGAUGGCGAGGGAUGGGGGAGAGGGGCUGGUCGUGGCAGGGCUCAAGAUGGUGACAGUAAAGGGAGGGGACGAGGGAAUUUGAGGGGGAAUUUGCGGGACAAGUGGAGAGGCAAGGGAAAAGUGAGAGAUUUCAACAGACAGGGAAAUGAAGAUAGGAUCUAG